Leptosia nina is the source of this 1497-nucleotide messenger RNA. The record is from the annotation of a GenBank genome assembly. NCBI's taxonomy places the organism in Eukaryota, Metazoa, Arthropoda, Insecta, Lepidoptera, Pieridae.
AUGUUCGCGUACUUAGUAGGCGUGAUUCUGGUAUCGUUAUCAUCAUGGGUCUAUCUUCGCUGGCAAAACCUAAACCAGUUCUGGGUAAAACGUGGUGUGGCCUAUCUACCGCCUCAUCCAAUCAUGGGCAGCCUUACCUUUUUGCAAAAGAAGAAUCCCGCCACUUGGAUGAUUGAAAUGUACCAGCAAUUUAAGACGCCGUAUAUCGGAAUAUGGUUGUUCUGGAGACCAGCAUUGAUCAUCAAUUCACCGGAGAUAGCCAAGAACAUUCUCGUCAAAGACUUUCCAAGCUUUAGAGACAGAUUUCUAAGUUCUGGCUCUUCGGAUCCUAUUGGUUCCCUCAAUUUGUUUACUAGUAAUGAUCCCUUGUGGUCAUCAAUGCGACGUCGCUUGACCAGCACCUUUACGGCAUCUAAACUGAGGAAUUUUCAACCACUUCUUAAUAGUAAAUCGCAACAGUUGAUACACCGCAUCAAGAAUACCGAAGACAAGACUAAGUUUAACCUAAGGUAUCUGUUCACUGAUUUUACAACUGAUAUUUCUGCCACUACAUCGUUCGGGGUGGAGACUAACUCCACACUAACUGGUGAAGAUCCAAUGAGGACCAUCACCACUGCUUUCAUGGAAUUCGACUUCUUCAGAGGUCUCAGUUGGACUAGUAUCUUCUUCUUCCCUUCAUUGGUCGAUAUCUUCAGAUUCAGUUUCUUCCCAAAAUGGGCGACACAAUACUUCGAAAAGAUUUUCAAGAUAGUAUGCCAACAAAGGCUUCAAGAGAACAGAAGCAAUGAAUCCAGAGACUUCCUGGAUGUCCUCAUGAAACUGAAAGAAGAAAGUGCCAAGAAUAACGAAGAAAUACCCGAUGAUAUUAUCUUAGCUCAGGCGGCCAUAUUUCUUUUUGGAGGAUUCGAAACGUCAGGUUCCGCGUUAAGUUUUGCCACCUACGAACUAGCUUAUAACCAAGAAGUUCAGGACAGACUAUACGGGGAGUUAAAACAAGCUAAGGACGAAAGUCCAGAUGGACAAUUUGAUAUGACUAAACUCAGCGAACUCACGUAUCUCAACGCAGUAUUCAAAGAAACUCUCAGAAAAUACACCCCAAUGGGCUGGUUGGACAGAAUAGCACAAGAAGACUACAAAAUUGACGAGAAAGUGACGAUUCCAGCAGGAACUCCUAUCUAUGUAAACGCUAUCGGGAUGCACUAUGAUGAAGAUUACUAUCCAGAACCAGAGCGAUUUAAUCCUGACAGAUUCCGGCCCGAGAACGAAGCUGAAAUUAAGCCAUUUACGUAUUUGCCCUUCGGGGAAGGACCAAGGAGUUGUAUAGGAAAGAGAUUCGGACAGACGACAGUAAGAUACGGAUUAGCUUACCUCAUUCUGAACUUCAAAAUCGUUCCAGUGCCCGGCGCGCCAAUACCCAACAAUGUGGAAUUUGAGAAGCGAGGACUUUCCUUAGUACCCGGACAACCCCUGCACGUCGAUUUCCUCCCUAGAAACUAA